Molecule: messenger RNA, 804 nt
Organism: Pygocentrus nattereri (red-bellied piranha)
Lineage: Eukaryota; Metazoa; Chordata; Actinopteri; Characiformes; Serrasalmidae
Gene: c21h18orf32
Product: UPF0729 protein C18orf32 homolog
Exons: 4
Coding region: 199-459 (86 amino acids)
Biological process (GO): positive regulation of canonical NF-kappaB signal transduction
Source: RefSeq, a predicted model, not a curated record
CUAGAUGGCGGUACACGACAGCCCAACCGGAGCUCUCGCGUUUUCUCGCGAUUUCCACGCUACUAGCCGUCAGCGCUGCAUUGGAGCCAGUUUAAACUCGCUUUUCCCCAAUAAAACUAGAGGAAUUUGCAUUUGGCAGACGCUGUUAUCCAGAGGGACUUAUAAUUGGAUUAUUUUUACACAGACUGAACUUCAGCCAUGGUCUGCAUCCCCUGCAUCGUCAUCCCCGUCCUCCUGUGGGUCUAUAAGCGAUUCCUGGAGCCCAUCAUCUACCCGUUCAUCUCCCCGUUCAUCAGCCGCUUCUGGACCAAAAAAGCAGUUCAAGAGACGGGCACAGGAACGGGCACAGGAACAAGCACAGGAGCGGGCAGCGCCACCUGCAAGGCGGAGAGUAACGGGAACGCGGACGUCUCGAUGGCUAACGGACCGACAACGGCCUCUGACAAGAAGAAGGACUGACGCCACACGUUGUGCGAUGACGUGUCGUGUUCUAUGUGUCUUGCUGUAGAUAUUUUAACCAUAGAUAAAUCUGCAUUAACCAUGAUGUCCUGGUUUAAUGACGUUGUUGGACCUGGUCUGUUCACACGCACACAUUUAAUUCAGAUUCUUUCAGAAUUUCCACUGAUGAGUUCACCGACUUGUGAAGAUGUAAUAUAUUGACUCUGUGCACUGCUGCUUCUUCAUUCCCUGAUCAGGCUUCAGUUUGAGAAGACUUGGUGUGCUUUUACUUCUGUAUCUUUCCAGAAUAAUCUGAAUUAGUAUGUAAUGAGAAAUAAAUAUUUAAAUUAAACUGGUUUGAGCGUU